This is a messenger RNA of Aplysia californica (California sea hare), 4670 nucleotides long. Its product is annotated as arfaptin-2. NCBI's taxonomy places the organism in Eukaryota, Metazoa, Mollusca, Gastropoda, Aplysiida, Aplysiidae. Gene Ontology annotation, molecular function: protein domain specific binding; phospholipid binding. Gene Ontology annotation, cellular component: trans-Golgi network membrane. Gene Ontology annotation, biological process: intracellular protein transport; regulation of Arp2/3 complex-mediated actin nucleation. The record is from RefSeq and is a predicted model, not a curated record. The coding region runs from base 840 to 1748 and encodes 302 amino acids. The transcript is spliced from 5 exons.
GUUCAUUUCAUUAUUACAUUUUGAGGCUGACUUUUCUUGGAGGGUAAUAUUUUCAGUGGUGCUGUUUUCAGAUGCUUUUGCUAUCUGAACUUUGAAAGCUGCCAAUGCUCAAUUAUGCUUCUUAGUAGAAAGUUGGGGUUAUUUAAUAUUUUAGAUUCUGAGGAAUUUUUUUGUUGAACAACUGUCUGUUUGUUCGGAGGGUUUGAUUCCUUGCAGCAGUUUCCUUUUUUGUUCUCUUUUUCUUUCUUUUUUUUUUCUGAACCUUGUGCUACCCCAAAUCUUUUGACUGAUCCUGUACGUAUACUUUUCUUCCCUUUCUUGUAUUUUAACCAAUGUAUGUUACCAAAAGACUAAAAAGUCCAACUUGUAACCUGUGGGAGCAUGUACAUGAAUGUCAUUCUGAUCGGUCAAUGAAUUUGGGAGAUCCCUUAUCCUUUAACACUUUGCCAUCAUAUUUUGUGGACAAUCCAAAGAAACUGGGUGGUAAUCAUCGCCAAUCGGCGAGAUGAGGCGACAAAGAGUUAACUGACUUCUUUUGGCUUCAUUUUCAUUUCCUUGAUAAUUAAUUUUCUGUCCUCUCUUAUUUCAUUGUAUCUCAUUUUAUCUGUUUCUUGUUCACAUUUUCUUUUAAGACUUUGAUUAGAUUUUUAAUAAUUGUUCCUGUUCCCAUCAUUUAAAACUGUCCAGUUCCGAAUGAUGGUCAAGUUUGUCACCCUUUUUGUGCCAAAGUAUGGAUUGCUGGGAAAAUGUUUUCUAUUGUAGUGUAUGUAUUGUUCUAGAGUAAGUUUUAUUUAAGUUUAGAACGAAUAUUGAUAAAGCCAGACUAGUGUUAGUCCCUUAUGGAGAAGAUGAAGACCACGGAUCUUGAACAAUUGAGACAUGAAGCCACGAGCAAUGUCCCCCUGUCAGGAUCUGGGAACUCGGCUUCCAACGCCAGCGGGGGGAACAGCCCCAACGGAGACUUUGUCCCCAAGUCCAUGAGUCUAUCAGCUCAGAGCAAAAUCGAGAGCAUCCGGGAGUGGAGCGUGAACACCUUCAAGACGACCAAACAGUUCAUCUCGGAGCGGUUCGGCAAAGGUUCCCGCACCGUCGACUUGGAGAUGGAGGCGAGCAUCGAGUCUCUCCGCGACACCCAGAAGAAAUAUGCAAACAUCCUGCGGCUGGCCCGCGCCAUGGCCUCGCACUUCUCCAACGUGGUGCACACGCAGCGCGCGCUGGGCGAGAGCUUCUCCGAGCUGGCCCAGAAGUCGCCCGAGCUGCAGGAGGAGUUUGUCUACAACUGCGAGACGCAGAGGACGCUGGUCAAGAACGGGGAGAUUCUGCUGGGCGCUUUGAAUUUUUUCAUCUCAUCUGUAAACACGUUGUGUCAUAAAACGAUGGAAGAUUCCCUGUUGACCGUGAGGCAGUAUGAAAGUGCCAGAUUGGAAUACGACGCUUACAGAGUGGACUUUGAGACCGUUCAGAGCGGCCCGCGGGAAGCAGCUACGCAAGCCAGACUGCAAGACUCUCAGAAGAAGUUUGCCGACCACAAGCAGAAGUUUGAACGGCUGAGGGGAGAUGUCCAGAUCAAGCUCAAGUUUUUGGAAGAAAACAAAGUGAAGGUGAUGCAUAAGCAGCUGCUCCUGUUCCACAACGCCAUCUCGGCGUACUUCAGCGGCAACGCCACGGCCCUCGAGGCCACACUCAAGCAGUUCAACAUCCAGCUCAAGCGGCCCAACGCCGAGAAACCGUCGUGGAUCGAGUCGUGAAUGGAAGCGCCGGCCGACCGUGGAAACUGCUUUUCUAUAUUCUAUAUUUGUUUCUUUUCCUCUGGGAGUCAGGGCUUAAAUUUGACCCAUAUAGAUAGAUAUAUAUAGUAUGUGGAUACGCCUUCUUUCCCCGUCUGAAAUUUUCUUUUAUGGAGCGUGUGAACUGUUACUUUCACUGUUGAAGAUUAUUUUUUUAUUUUGUUUCCGCGGUCUGCCAUAGUUGUUACAUUAGAGCAAAUAUUUUUUUUCAAAGGGGGGGGACUUCAAAAGAAUAUAUAGAAAAAGACCCAGAAAAGUUUCAUAAAAUGAAGAUGGAAUACAGCUUUGUUAAUUUGAAGCGUCUUGGAAGUGGAGAUUUUGUUUUCAAAUGACUGUUUUUUGUCAUAUUGCGUGAACCGUUUUCUGCUAACCUUUUGGGAUGCCGCUCACAUGACCUUAUGCAGUUGCGAACACUGUAAAACCUUACUAAAAGCUGAAACUAACCUUUUGGUAUAAAUUCCGAUGCUCUGAACUGGAAAGUUUUGAAGAUGGCGGUGGAUUAUUUUUAUAAGGGAAAGAUUAGUUUGGUAUGUGUCAUUCUUUUUCACUGACAGUGAACACAAAGUCUGUAACAUGGCAAGUAUAUGCUGUACCUUUGAUAGCCUCAAUGAAAGAAAUUUAGUUCUUGGGUUGGCAGUUUUCUUAUGACUUACUUUCCAAAACAUUUGUUUUUCUCUCUCUCUGUCUGUCUGUCUCUCUCUCUCUCUCUCUCUCUCUCCCUCUCUCUCUCUCUCUCUCUCCUCUCUCUCUCUCUCUCUCUCUCUCUCUCUCUCUCGUUAAAUUUAAGUCCUGAUUCUCUCUCAUCCGUUUCUUAGAAUUCUUUCUCAUACUUGUGUGUGUAUGCAAUACCAACCGUCGGGUGCUCGGCUGAUGAAGUCGAGAAAAUUUUGUGGAGCACGUCUCUCCCAAUAGUUGGACACUUGGUGGACAACGUGUGAGUGAAGUUGAGCAAAAAAAGGUUUGUCUGUGCGAGGUAAAUAUCUCAUUUUGUACAUUAUCAUAUUUUCCCCGAAAGUGGAAGAGGAGGUGAUGGUGCAGAUCAGAGAUGUUUUGCUUUUUUUUUUUUUUUGUAAGACGUCUCUGAAUAUGCCAGUGUUUUUCACACUAUCAAAAGAGACGGAGCUGAAGAGUGAGGCUGAGAGAUGAUGCAUUUUUUUCUUUUCCUCUCUAUAUUAUGUGUAUGCAAAAUUAUUUUUGUCUGUGAAGCGAGUUUUGGAGGAUUUUUUCCUUUCAAGCUAGCAAUCUGUUUAUUUUUCUCUGUGUUGGUGUUGCCGGGGCUGGUGUGUGUGAAGGUUUGAGAGGAGAAAAUGUCGCGUGAGAAACCACAGAUAGCAUUUAGAGUUUGGAGAACGGGAGGAGCCUUUAUGGUUGCGGAUUUUGAGGAGAUCUUGAUGAAAUGUGGCCGACAAUCUAUGAAAAGGAGACGGUGCUCUCAGACCCAGCACCCGAAGCUUGAAGAGGUUCUAGUUUAGAAGUACUCAAAGUCUGAUUGGCACUUUAAUAAUUUAUUUCAUGUUUAUCCAAUUUUUUCAAUGUUUGCCUGUUUCUCACACCGAGUUCCUCUAGACGAUGCCAAGGCCGAGUUGCCUGCUAUCCUUCAUUCCAAGCUCGUUUUUAACUCAGUAGUGGGCCUGAGAUGAAGCCAAUCUUUUCCUUUCAGAAUUGCUUGAACUUGGUCGUAUUGUGUUGGUGAGUCAGGUGGAAGUGAGAACAGUUCCUGGCAGAAUAGUGAAGUGACAGUGUCAAUACAAAUGGAAGAGAGAUCUAAGUAUGGAAUAUGGCUGAAAGAAUUUCCUGUCGUCAGAAUUUUUUACUUUGAUACGACAUUGUUGUAGUGAACCAUUCUCCAACUUGCGGAUGUGUCUUGAGAAAAUGUGUCCAGUCUCCUUCCUCUUGAUUGAAAGCGAAAAACAAUUGUGAAGCGUGCUGACAAAAUGAGUUACUUCUCGGAUUCAAGCCUUAAGGAAAUAGAUAGCAUACAUCACGCUUAUAUGUGAAGUUUUCCAAAUCCAUAAGUGUGACAGGAUAAAAGACAGGCUAUAGUUAAAGAAUCUGGCAUCAAUAGAAAAUCUACCAGUUUGAUCCUAAUGUCGAUUUUUGGCCGAUUUUAUAUAUCCGUUUGUGGAUUGCAAGAUGUAACUCAUUUUGUCAGCACGCCUCACAGUUCUAUCCUCGGCUUGUUAUGGAGGUUCGACAGCGUGUGACUGGUUCAUUCAAUGAAUUGUACGUCAAAUUGUUCGGGGAUUUCAAUGUGGUUUUCUACUCAUUCUGGUUAUGGUCUCAAUUAUCCCUCCCCCCGCCCCCCUCUCCCCGAAACCACCCCCCAAUGGACUACUGUUUUUGUAGUCUUCAUGUGUUGGGACCACCUUGUGUGUGUAUAUAUAUCUGUUAUAUCUAAAUGCUUUUCUUCUUUGUAUGAAGUGUUCCAUUCAAAUUAGUCAUGAUUCCUAUGGAAACGAUUUGCUUCUUUGUAUGUGUUAAUUUGUGUUACAUUGUUGUUGUUGGGGGGGUUGUGGGUUUUGAUUUUCUUUUAUCCUUUCUUCUUCUUCUUCUUUUUUUUUGUUGUAAAUUUUUGUUUGUUUUUUUUGUAUUAGUACCAACUUUUGUUUGACAAACAUGGGAUGCAUUUCUGUAUGAAGCCGCUCCAACAAGUGGAAGCUCACAUCACGUGUAGUUUUGUGGUUUGCCUCUCUUGUUGCUUGUUGGCAGAUGUCCCCUGGCUGACCUGUCGGCUGUCCCUCUUGUUCUAGCCAGGCUUAGUUCUUAGGCGGAGGGCUGGACUUCGGAUUUAGUAGAAUGAAUAGACAAAAAAAAACAUAAAUAAAAAUAAGAACAACCAACUACGCACUCAGCAAAAUCUGUGGUGUACGUAUAAAUUCAAAA